AUGGAGUGCGUUUUGUGCUUGGCUGGACCAAUUUUUAAUAAAGAGGAUCAUCAUACUGAUUUGCCAAAAAUUGGUACCCUGAAGAAUUUCUUUAUGACAUCAAUUGUUCCGAUAUUGCAGAGUAAGGAUGUGAAUGAGUUUCCAAUGCUCAAGGCUGGCACACUAAAAUUCUUCACAAUGUUCUGA
Molecule: messenger RNA, 186 nt
Organism: Prunus armeniaca (apricot)
Lineage: Eukaryota; Viridiplantae; Streptophyta; Magnoliopsida; Rosales; Rosaceae
Source: the annotation of a GenBank genome assembly